Adineta ricciae is the source of this 321-nucleotide messenger RNA. The record is from the annotation of a GenBank genome assembly. NCBI's taxonomy places the organism in Eukaryota, Metazoa, Rotifera, Eurotatoria, Adinetida, Adinetidae.
AUGGGUACUUGUUGUUGCGGGACUACGCCUCAUGAAGGAUUUGUUGGACAAUGGACGGAUGAGAAAAACGUUCAAUUGAUAAUUAAUGAAGCUGGAAAUAUUCAAUAUAAUAAAAUGACUGAACAUUCCAGAGUGAACUUUGCAGGUGCUACGCGCUUUUCUGCGAAUGAAUUCUUUUUCUGUUGUUGCUGUUGUUGUCUCCAAGGAACAUAUGAUAAUGAUGACGACGGUGAACCAAUAUUGGUCGUAAAUAAAACGGUACUGAGAAGAAAAACGACAAAUAAUAAACAGAUAACUGUUUUGCUGGAAGACGUUAAAUAA